Molecule: messenger RNA, 921 nt
Organism: Anopheles marshallii
Lineage: Eukaryota; Metazoa; Arthropoda; Insecta; Diptera; Culicidae
Product: solute carrier family 25 member 35-like
Exons: 4
Coding region: 1-921 (306 amino acids)
Source: RefSeq, a predicted model, not a curated record
AUGGACGGGACGGAUUUCCUGCUCGGGGGAAUUGGUUCCAUGGGAGCCACGCUGAUAACGAAUCCGCUUGAGGUCGUUAAGACGAGAAUGCAACUGCAGGGCGAGUUGGCAGCGAAGGGAACGUACCACAAACCUUACCGCAGCGUGGUCGAUGCGUUUAUUACGAUUGCUAAAAAGGAUGGGUAUGCAGCGUUACAAAAAGGACUAGCACCGUCGCUUUGCUUCCAGUUCAUUCUCAACUCGUGCAGAUUAGGCAUAUACAAUACGGCCAACGAGCAUGGAUGGACGAAGCAGAGGAACGGCCAUCAAUCGAUUCUAAAGAGUGCCUUCUGGGGUGCAACUGGAGGAUUCGUUGGAUCGGCUUUAGCGAGCCCGUUCUUCAUGCUACGCACCCAUCUGCAAUCGCAAGCCAAGGCAGAAAUUGCGGUCGGUUAUCAGCACCAGCACACCGGUAUGAUAAGUGCAAUUAAAGACAUUUUUAAGAAGCACGGCAUGCAGGGACUUUAUCGUGGAGUUGCUGUAACUAUGCCACGAGCCCUGCUCGGUAGCGGAGGCCAAUUGGCCGCGUUCGGAUACACGAAAGACUUCCUGGUGCGUCAUCCGAUAGUGUCGAAACAAACCGACACGUUCGUUUCCACCGUUGCCGGUGCAGUGGGAGGGACGGUAAUGGCCAUCACGAUGACUCCACCGGACGUUAUAGCGACGAGACUUUACAACCAAGGAGUGGAUGCCAAGGGUAAGGGCAUCUACUAUAAUGGUGUAGUGGAUUGUUUCAUUAAAAUACUGAAAUCGGAAGGCGUCGGAGGCCUUUAUAAAGGCUUUUGGCCACAUUACAUGCGGAUCGGUCCGCACGCUACGUUGGUAUUACUGUUUUUCGAUGAACUGAAGUCGAUGCGCAGAAAAUAUUAUGAGGCUAAAUAG